Molecule: messenger RNA, 2489 nt
Organism: Pieris napi
Lineage: Eukaryota; Metazoa; Arthropoda; Insecta; Lepidoptera; Pieridae
Product: zinc finger protein 431-like
Exons: 2
Coding region: 188-1840 (550 amino acids)
Biological process (GO): regulation of transcription by RNA polymerase II
Cellular component (GO): nucleus
Molecular function (GO): DNA-binding transcription factor activity, RNA polymerase II-specific; RNA polymerase II transcription regulatory region sequence-specific DNA binding
Source: RefSeq, a predicted model, not a curated record
ACGUUUUUGGCUUUGAAUGUUGUGACUUAUGACUUGUGUUGUGUGUAACUGUGUAUCAAAAAAUCAAAAAUACAUUCCUGAAUCCACAAGUUUAAAUCUUAGUUUACUGCUUACAUUUUAUGUAUUUAAUAUUCAAAACUUUUGAAAUUUCAGCAGUUCAUUUUUCUUUCUUGUAAAUCAAUCACUCAUGUCUAUAUGCUAUAAUGGAUACAACGAAAGUCCGAAUACGUCAGGGCCUGAAGUGACGAUUUCUGGCGCCAAUUACAUUCAAGAAAACUCAUUUAGUUUCGAAAAAAUAGCUCAGGUUUGCCUAGAACGUAUCAAUAUAUCAAAGUAUGUGAAGUCACUAGAAGCCAAUAUCGAAACCAGUAAUAAUGAUAUUCCAAAUGCUGAGAAUAAAGACAAGCUAGCAGAAUUCACCAGAAAUUGCUCAGUGCGACUGGUUCGCAAUGAUUUAAACGCGUUGAGGGACUUAUUGUUUAAAAACUUGCACAAUCUGAAAUGUGACAUUUGUGAUAAGGUUUAUACUAGUGAAAAAAAGUUAAAAAAGCAUAAAGAAAAUAAGCAUUUGCUUGUGCAUGACGAGAAAUCUCUGAAGCGAGUCUCGUUUUCAGACAAAGUUAUAGUUCAUGAAAUCAAUGAAUAUCACCGGUGUAGAAAGUGUUCAAAGAUAUUUGAACUAUAUUCAACUUUAAAAGUUCAUAUGAGGCGUGAACACAAAAAGCGUAAGUGCUACAUUUGUUAUUAUUGCACUAAGAAAUUUGUUGAUCGCAUGUUCUUUAAAGUACAUAUUAAACUACAUUGCGAUGUUUGUGGUUGUUUUAUGGCGAAUAAACACAAAUUGAUGGAACAUAAACACAAUGUCUGUAAAAUGGUUCAAGAAUACAAAUGUAAAAGAUGUGAGGAUAUAUAUUAUUCAUUACUUGCUCUGCAAGAUCAUAUGUCCAGUCAUGGCACAGCAUUUGUUUGCGAUAUUUGUAAAGAACAAUUUGAAAGUAAAUGCAGACUUGCGUACCAUAUUAAAUUCUUACAUUCAAAAUAUUUGAUGGACUUAUAUACAUUUAAUUUGGGGACAUAUCAAUGUAACUUUUGCAAUGAGAGUGCGGUUGAACAAGAUAUAAUAGAAAAACAUGUUUUACAUCUUACAGAAUUAAAUAAAUCUCGAUCCCAAAGAAAGUUCACCUGCGAUCACUGCAUAGCCAAAUUUUUAUCAGAAGCUGAAUUAUUCAAACAUAAAUUAACUCAUAACUUGGAUUUACCUGAAAAAGGACCUAAUUGUAAAUCAAAGAUUGAAUUUAAGUUUAAAGUAGGAGACCCAUUGCCAGAUCACUUUAAGCCUGAAGUAGUUUUAAAUAGAAUUCAAAUUCCUGAAGAAGUGGCAGAUGAACCACUGGAUUAUAUAGAAAUACCAAAUGGUUUGGAUGUGGAUCUUAAAAAGGCUCUUAUUGAUCCAAUAUCAAAGAAAACACUUUUAUCAAAAUAUCAAUGCACAAUCUGCACAAGGUACCUCUCAAAUAGCUAUGGUCUAAAACGCCACAUGGCAACAGUACAUAAAGAUACAGUACAGAAUACAGAUGAUCUAAAAUGUUAUACGUGUGAAGAGGUGUUUGCGUGGCCAUCGCUACUGCACACACACAAUUGUAUCCGAAAUAAUAUACCAGACCCACCAUUUAGUGAUGCGAGGCCAGAAAUUGAACUACAAGAGAGUGACGAUUAUUUUGAAAUCCCACCACCCAUUGUGGAAUUGACAGUUUAUGAUGAGUGCGUUAUUCGGCCUGGGAAAAUGUGUAAUAGUGGUUCAUAUACAAUUGUCAUGGAGGAAGUUCCUAUAGAAUUCUAAUAAUCUCGUUAUCUACCAAUAAACGUGUCUCUCUGAUUGUUACAUCAAGUUUUUAAAACGGAAAUUUAAUUAUGGGAUUUUCGUAAUUUUAGAUAAAAAUGACAUUUUCUGGGAUCAUAUCCCACAAACUGAAGUAAUGUUAAGUGAACUUGACAUAUGCAUAUGUUAGUGUAAAUAUUAGUAGAUGGUAAUAACGGACUACGUAGAAUGUUGUCAUUAUUUUUUUUAAUAUCGGCUCGGAAUGAUCGUGUUAAUAAUGCAGACCAUAAGAAAACGUUCCAAUCGGAAUCGAAACUUAAAAAUAUAGUUGAUUUUGUUAUAUCUGCCUGAUACUAGAAUAUAUUCCGGAUCUAGCUAAGAUUAUGUUUCUGUUAUAUUUUUAUAUUUUAUAAUUUGUAUUUAACCAAUCGGAAAAGUUAAUAGUUGGUUCUAAUAAUACAGAUAGUUUAUUUGCUGGCUGAAUAUUGUUUUAAUUUGCUUGAAUUUGUUAAGUUCAUUCUUAAGCCCAACAAGGAGAAAACUAAACUGGAUAAUCGUGCUAAGUCCUAGCAAACUGUAUUAGAUUUUAAUAUGGAACUUAAUUAUAUAAUUUCCGAUUGUGUAAUCGAAAAUGUUUAAAUAAUUUAAGUAUAAAGUAUAAAUUCAGUUG